AUGGAUUUCGACUACCUCAUCAAGCAAAACACCACGGACUUUACUAAAGUAAUUCACCAAAAGCCCUAUCGAACUAUCGAUGUUACUCGCCCUGAACUCAGCCAAACGGGCAAGACUGUCCUGGUGACCGGCGGUGCCACGGGAAUCGGGUUGAGCAUCUCUCGCAAGUUCAUCGAGGCCGAUGUUUCAACGGUGAUCCUCAUUGGACGUCGUCAGGAUGUGCUCACCAGUGGGGGCAAAGAGCUCAGAAGCGAAGCGGAGAAUAGCGGAAAGUCGGUCACUGUUAUCACGGAGCCGUGUGACCAGGCAGACCGUUCCGCUGUCGAGGCUCUGUGGAACAAGUUGGAGCAAGAUGGAAUUGUUGUCGACAUUCUCAUCUUGAAUGCUGCUGAUUUCACGGACCAGAAAUCUAUCCUUGACCUUGGGGCCCAACGAGUAUGGAAGAGUUACGAGGUCAAUGUUCGCGGCCCUCUUGAUUUGGUGGCCCGCUUCCACAAGCAGAACGACAAGAAACCAAGGACCAUCGUCAAUGUGUCCACCCAGGCAAUCAACAUGCUGUACGACAGCCAGUCCUUUCCUGCAUCCUUGCGUCCUGCUUAUGGCUUGACCAAGAACGCCGGUACGAUGCUGCUGCAGCAGAUUGCCAAAGACGUCUCUGCCGAUGAUUUGCAAAUUAUCAACUUCCAUCCAGGCGUGAUUUACAAUGACCAGUAUCCAAAGAUCGGUAUCCAGAAGACUGACCUGCCAUUCGAUGAUGUCGAGCUUCCAGGCUCAUUUGCUGUCUGGGCCACCACCAAAGAGGCUAAGUUUCUACACGGUCGCUUUGUCUGGGCGGCGUGGGAUAUCGACGAGUAUUCGCAGGGAGAAACGCGGAAGCAAAUCGAGGAGAAUGUUGAUCUCCUCCGCAUUGGAGUUGUGGGUUUGAGAGCCGCGCUCAAGGGAGAAGGGUUCUCCUAA
Molecule: messenger RNA, 957 nt
Organism: Penicillium riverlandense
Lineage: Eukaryota; Fungi; Ascomycota; Eurotiomycetes; Eurotiales; Aspergillaceae
Product: SDR family NAD(P)-dependent oxidoreductase
Exons: 3
Coding region: 1-957 (318 amino acids)
Cellular component (GO): cytosol
Molecular function (GO): oxidoreductase activity
Source: RefSeq, a predicted model, not a curated record